Molecule: messenger RNA, 915 nt
Organism: Juglans regia (Persian walnut)
Lineage: Eukaryota; Viridiplantae; Streptophyta; Magnoliopsida; Fagales; Juglandaceae
Product: thiosulfate sulfurtransferase 18-like
Exons: 6
Coding region: 177-602 (141 amino acids)
Molecular function (GO): catalytic activity
Source: RefSeq, a predicted model, not a curated record
GUUCUUAUCCACACAUAACCUUCUACUGAAAGUCUGAAAGACGAACCGAGUUUGGAAACAGCUGCAGGCCAGCCCACGUUUUCUCUCUUCAGCUGGUUUUUGGGGGCAAACCAAGGAAAUAGCCUGGAGAUUUGAAAAUCCAAGUGCUAUAUACCAAAUAAACACAGUUUAUUUUCAUGGGCUCUUUAGAAAGCUCGGGAGCAGAAGUUGUAACGGUUGAUGUUCAUGAAGCUAAGGAUUUGAUCAAGUCUGGGUAUGCAUAUCUUGAUGUUAGGACGGUGGAAGAGUACAAGAAAGGGCAUGUGGGUGCAGACAAGAUCUUCAACAUCCCUUACAUGUUCAUUACACCAGAAGGGAGGGUGAAAAAUCCACAAUUCUUGGAGGAGGUUUCUUCUGCUUGCAACAAAGAGGAUCAUCUUAUUGUGGGUUGCCAAAGUGGGGUGCGGUCUCUGUAUGCAACUUCUGAUCUGCUUACCGCUGGUUUUAAGGAUGUGAGCAACAUGGGAGGAGGUUAUCUUGCCUGGGUGGAGAGUGGGUAUCUUGUGCCAAAGCCAGAAGCUGAGAAUGUAUCUCUUGUGCCAAAGCCAGAAGCUGAGCUCUGAUUGUAUAUAAAAACCACAAUUUUCCUUGAGCAAAAGAGGGGGAGAAAUAAAUUUAUGCUGGCAAGUUCCACUUAAAAUGUAUUUAAAUCAGUGAGCAAAAUACUAAGUGAUGUAUGUAGUUAAUUUGGUUUGUCAAGUUAUUUUGAUUUUGCUUUUGCUUUGACCAUAGGCAUAAUGAAGUAUCUUUUGGGGAUGCCAACUAUAAUUUGGAGAUUCUUUUAUGUAAACAUGUGUUGGGUUUUACUGAUCCAAAGUUGGAUUGAAAAAAUACUGCUCUAGAAUAUAUGCAAUGCCCUGCAAAUUCUCUUUCGAA